ACAAUAUGAACUUUUAAAUUUUGGCACUAAUACACCCUCGGCCCCUUGGCCGCCUCCCUCCCUGCCCCUUCGCCCUUCUUGGCUUCUCGCCCUUCUCGGAUCCUCAGAUCUCAGUCAUCCUUCUGGUGCAGACCGUGUUUUCCGUCCGUGCAGUGGUGCGUCGUGAGGCUUCAGUCUUCAGUGCGGACUCGCCGGACUGCCUCACCGCUUCAGCCUUCAGAGUUCCUGGCUUCAGUGGAGCUUAGCAAUAACAGAAUUCGUGUACAGCCAUGGAGGUGGAAGAUGAAGUGGUUGGUUCUCUGGAGAAAUCAGAGCUAUCUAGGAAGUCUAAGAAACGGAAGGAGAAUAUCAAUGAUAUUGCAGCUGCCAAUCCUAUUCAUAGUGUGAAGGAUGUGGGAGUUAAGGAACAUACAAGCAUUGAGAAGGGAAGUAUGAAAAAAAUGAAGCGUGACAACGACGGUGUUACGAAAACGAAGAAAACUGCAAGAGAUGAUGCAGGCAUAACGCUUUCUGAUGAUACUAAUGGGGUUGCCUUUAUGAAAACAGAAAAGAGGAAAAGGAAGAAAGCUGCAACAGAUGAUGCAGGGGUAGUACUUUCUGAUGAUACUAAUGGAGUUACUCUCAAGAAAACAGAAAAGAGGAAAAGAAAGAGGGGAGUUGAAAUUAGUGAAAAAAAGAUUCAAGAGAACAACAGGAAAGAUGAGCAGAUGGUAGGAACAGUAGCUGGUGAUGACUAUGAAAAGGUCAAAAAGAAGAAGAAAAAGAACAAGACUCAAAAGACGGAGGAUGACUAUGGAUCUCAUGAAGUCAUAGCUGAUACUAAGGCUCCUGAAAGUAAUAGGAAAAAUGAGGGCAAAGUGGACAAGGUCAAGAAGAAGAAGAAGAAGAAGAACAAGAAAAAGAAGAGGGGUCAUGAUGUGGGAUCAUUAGAUGGAGAAAGAGAUGGUAAUAUUAAUGGAAAACAGGUAAACAAUAAUAGUUCUAAAGGAAAUAAACAGAAAAGUAGCAAGAAGAAUGUGACCUUUUCCAGUGAGGUGGAGGUAUUUCCUGCGUCUAAUUUUUCUGAGGGUGGGGAUGAUCAAAAUGAAGAAGUGCAGCUGGUUCGAGGUAAGCGGUUCUCUAAAGAAGAAGAUCAGAUAAUUAGACAAGCUGUUUAUAACUAUAUUGAGAUGCAUGAUCUUGGGGAGGAAGGAUUGCAUAUGGUGUUAAACAGUAAGUCUUACCCUGAAGUAAGACACUGUUGGAAGAAUAUAGCAGCUGCCAUACCUUAUCGCCCUUUAGAAGCUGUGUAUUGUCGUACCCAAGUCCUAUUCCGGAGAAUUGAAAACCACAAAUGGAGCAAAGAAGAGAAGGAACUGAUACUAAAACAUCAGAAAUUAAAAGGGAAUCAGUGGAAAGAAAUCGCUGAUACACUUGGGACACAUAGGUUUCACGUGAAGGAUUUAUGGCGCAGAAUACACUUGCCUAACCUGAAGAGAGGACAGUGGUCUCAGGAUGAGUACCAGAACUUGUUUGACUUAGUCAACAAAGAUCUGCAAUUGAGGAUUUCAGAAGAAAAGAAAUCCAAGCAUGGUAUGCUACGAGACAAUGUGGCUUGGACUGCAAUUAGUAAUAAGUUAUCCACACGCAGUGAUUCGAUUUGCUGUGUGAAGUGGUACAGCCAGCUGUCAUCACCUAUGGUGGCUGAAGGGAUAUGGGCAGACACUGAUGAUUUUCGUAUGAUUGAUGCACUUUAUCGAAUGGAUGCUACAUGUGUGGAUAAUGUGGACUGGGAUAAUCUUCUGGAACAUAGGCCUGGAGAAAUAUGUUUGAAGCGUUGGAGGCAAAUGGUUCUUCACAUUGGGAGCUAUGCGAGCAAAUCCUUUUCAGAACAAGUUGAAGUGCUAGCUAAUAGGUACUGUCCUUCCUUAAUUGAAGCAAGAGAGAUUUGGGAUAACAAGCCUGUUGUGUCGUGAGUGUGUCAACACCUUAAUGUUAUAUACCAUGAAAAUCUUAAUGAAUAUAUUUUGCAUAUAUGACAUUCCCCACUGCUUGUUAGUUUUCCUUGACCAUGAAAGAUUAAUAUCGAGUGUCAUUUUGUUGUUGUUGAUGGUUGUACUGUAGUGUUGCUCAGUUUCUGUUUAUUUACGUUCAAAAGCACAUUCGUAGUUGCAAGUUAAAAACUCAAAAUAGCUACUGCUUAACUUGGUAAUAUUUAAUGCUAUUCUAGCUUAUCUUGACACUAGAUCAGUGGCUGAUGCCGG
Molecule: messenger RNA, 2243 nt
Organism: Cuscuta europaea
Lineage: Eukaryota; Viridiplantae; Streptophyta; Magnoliopsida; Solanales; Convolvulaceae
Source: the annotation of a GenBank genome assembly